AUGCUUAGAGUGUGCGCGGGGACUGCGAUUACUCUUUUGACCUUAUCUGUCCAGCUUGUAGUACUAGAAGCCCGACACACUAGUCUGGUGCCGAGGGAUGGCUUCGUGAAAAACUGUGUGCGGUUCCUCGGCGAACACUAUGAUGACAGUUCUAAAAUGAUAUGCGAGGACAACCACACUGGUUAUUGGUGUUACAAGGAUCAGUGCACCUCUGGAGACCUUCCUGGUUCCCAUGCAGCUGCACCGUUUUCCACGAUGACCUGGUCAGGAUGCAAGCGAAUUUCAUUAGGCGACAUUCUUGGGGCAGAGGGUGUAACAGCUAGUCAUGCAAUAUCCGUUCACUUUCUGCCUGGACAAAAAGUUGCGGUCCAUGGGUCCCAAAAUGGAUUGUCCGGGAUCUUUGACUUUGAAUGCCACUGGAAUUCUCCGAGCGAUCACAAUGCCCGAACGCCUUGUGAGUCAAUCGGCAAUCACUUCGAGUAA
Messenger RNA from Puccinia graminis f. sp. tritici CRL 75-36-700-3, 483 nucleotides. RefSeq lists its product as uncharacterized. The record is from RefSeq and is a predicted model, not a curated record. NCBI's taxonomy places the organism in Eukaryota, Fungi, Basidiomycota, Pucciniomycetes, Pucciniales, Pucciniaceae. Bases 1 to 483 code for a protein of 160 amino acids. The transcript has 4 exons.